Messenger RNA from Pelobates cultripes (western spadefoot toad), 429 nucleotides. NCBI's taxonomy places the organism in Eukaryota, Metazoa, Chordata, Amphibia, Anura, Pelobatidae. The record is from the annotation of a GenBank genome assembly.
AUGCUCACGAAGGCUGACAGUCAUAGCCUGCUGCAGGAAUUCAGAUCGGCAAUCAGGGAAGAGAUUUCUGCAGUCCGGGCAGACCUCUCUGCUGUGGAGGUGAGAGUUGAUGCCUUGGAGACUGAGGCACAGGCGAGCCGUUCACAACAUAGGUCGGCUGAAAUAGCUGCCACAAGGCAGGGGAACCUCCUUUUAACCCUGAGGCGACAGGUGGAGGAUUUGGAGAACCGCAGUCGUCUUCAGAACAUCCGGAUCAGGGGGCUGCCGGACGCGGUCCCACUGCAGGAUACGGUGCGGGCCCUCUUCAGACACAUCCUGGGCCAAGAGUGCCCGGAAGACAUUCAAUUUGACCGAAUUUCACAGAGCACUGGGCCCUCCACGCCAGGAUGGGAAACCCAGAGACGUGCUGUGUUGUCUGCAUGCCUAUAG